CAAUAUGUAUAUUCUUUCUGCACUCAAAUUUAAAUCUUUAUCUCUGUAAUUUAGAUACAAUAUAUUAUAUAGCUUGGAUAAAAAAAAAUUUUGCCUUGAGAAAAACAAAAUUUUAUAAGCUUUGCUGCAUGACUUUUUCAAAAUCGAAUGGAAAAAAAUUAGGGUUUUGGUUUUGGGUGUGAUAGCCAGCCCAAUUUUCGAAGUAGUUCAAAUACAAACGGGCCACAAAAGGAUCCGUCGGGUGUUACCGCCACCCGCCCUCUUCCCGCGCCGUCUUCAAGAUAAUCAUCCAUCCAUGCUCCGAUUUCCACCCAUAAACCAAUAAACGCAGCGUUUCAGAAUCCAAAUGGAAAAGCUGUCACCUUCUUCUUCGUCUGUCGACCACAAAGCUUGGACAGAGGCCCAAGAUUUGCUGAAGCAAAAAUUGAUUGCAGAAGAUGAUUUCUCAUGGAGAUUAGAUUCAAAGUCAAACUCAAGGUCAAUGGAGAGAGAGGAGGAGAAAGAGGAGGAGAGAGAGGAGCUGUUGAAGUAUGUGGGAGGGGUUGAUAUAAGCUAUUCAAAAGAAAACCCAUCAAUGGCAUGUGGAAUUCUUGUGGUUUUGGAGCUCAAAACUCUCCAAGUUGUGUAUCAAGACUUCUGUGUUGUCAUUCCCAAUGUGCCUUAUGUUCCUGGCUUCCUUGCCUUCAGAGAGGCCCCAGUGUUGCUUGAGCUUUUGGAGAAAAUGAAAAACAACAAUAGUCCUUUCUACCCACAGCUUCUAAUGGUUGAUGGAAACGGAAUACUUCAUCCUCGAGGUUUUGGCUUGGCUUGUCAUCUUGGCAUUCUGGCAAAUCUACCUACUAUUGGGAUCGGAAAAAAUCUUCAUCAUGUGGAUGGUCUAACACUAUCCGGAGUGAAGCAGCUUCUUGAAGCCCAAGAAGACAGUGCUGAAGGUUUUAUUACUUUGAAAGGAUGUUCAGGCCGUACAUGGGGAGCGGCAGCAAGAUCUACAGGUGGCUCAUUGAAACCUAUAUUUAUUUCAACUGGUCACCGUAUAUCACUUGAUACUGCCACCAGAAUUGUGAAAAUGACUUGCAAAUUUCGUGUCCCUGAGCCUAUCCGGCAGAUAAUCUCUUCUAAUUCCGCAAUUGGUCCAGAAAAUCUCAAUGUGGCUUUCGUUAUGUUGUGAGGUUGUUCAUAAUUUCUUUUUUCUUUCAGAAAGGCUGAUAUAAGAUCUAGAGACUAUCUUCGGAAGCAUCAAACGAGAACAUCCAAAGAUUGAGUUUUGAAAUAUGGUAAGUGCCCUGGUUACACCACCAGGCUUUCCAAGAGAUCCACAUCGCCAUCUACACUUGAAGACAACGUUCUGAAGUCCAUGACGUGCAAUCAAGUAUCCGAAUUCGACGAAGUCCAAUCAACGUCGGGACAAGGAGGGGUGACAGUUGAGAAGUUUUGUAGACAACUUGGACAGUACGGAGGUCCCGGACUGCACUGACGGCUUAACAUACUUCAGCACCUCCUCUAUCGUCCUUUCUGUGCUUGCGCUUUUGGCUGCAGCUAUUCUCCAGACGACAUCAUCGUCAACAUUUUCGUCAUCUUGUAUAACGCUAGUACAACGCUAAACUAGCUGUAAAAAUUUGAUUACUAGAGCUGAAAUCUCUAAAUAAGUGAUUGACGAAUAAGCUAAGAGCGAAAAAACCGAAUACCCUACUAUGAUCGGUCGAUAUAAAAACACAAACACAUGCGUACACAUAUGUAUACACACAAAAAUAGACAUGAUAUGCAUGCAUUUUGUCACAUCC
This is a messenger RNA of Malus domestica (apple), 1781 nucleotides long. RefSeq lists its product as uncharacterized. Gene Ontology annotation, molecular function: RNA endonuclease activity producing 5'-phosphomonoesters, hydrolytic mechanism; single-stranded RNA binding. The record is from RefSeq and is a predicted model, not a curated record. NCBI's taxonomy places the organism in Eukaryota, Viridiplantae, Streptophyta, Magnoliopsida, Rosales, Rosaceae. Gene Ontology annotation, biological process: DNA repair. Gene Ontology annotation, cellular component: nucleolus; cytoplasm.